This is a messenger RNA of Peniophora sp. CBMAI 1063, 1785 nucleotides long. Lineage: Eukaryota; Fungi; Basidiomycota; Agaricomycetes; Russulales; Peniophoraceae. The record is from the annotation of a GenBank genome assembly.
AUGGCAACAUUGCCGAGCCUGCCGCCGGUCGCUGGCACGGACCCGUCGCGGGCCGUGCUCGACUCUUUCCGGAUCGCGAUCGCGAAAAAGGUCGCGGACGCGCUGCCGGAGCUGAGCGUCGAGCAGGUGUACGCGGGCGUCGAUUAUGGGAAGAAGGGGGUCGACUUUACGGUUGCGCUGCCGCGGUUCCGGUUGCCGGGCAAGGUCGACGUGCUCGCGAAGCAGGUCGUAGACUCCUUCCAAGCGGACGACUACGUGGAAUCUGUACAACACGACAAGGCGUUCCUGCACUUUAUGUGCCGCACGCCGACCCUGCUACGCGCGGUGCUGACGCAGGUGCACGAAAAGACGCACGAGAGCGCGUCGGGGAAGCCGGAGUACGGGACGAACGAGCUGGGCAAGGGCAAGAAGGUCGUGAUCGAGUACUCGUCGCCCAACAUCGCCAAGAGCUUCCACGUCGGCCAUCUGCGCUCGACCAUCAUCGGCGCCUUCCUCGCGAACCUCUACAAGGCCUGUGGGUGGGACGUCACGUCGUUGAACUACCUCGGCGACUGGGGAACCCAGUUCGGGCUGAUCGCGGUCGGGUACGAGAAGUACGGCUCGGACGAGAAGCUGCAGCAAGACGCCAUCAAGCACCUCUUCGACAUCUACGUCGCCAUCAACAAAGACGCCGAGUCGGACCCCUCCGUCAAAGAGGCCGCCGCGGCGUGGUUCAAGCGCAUGGAGGACGGCGACGAGAGCGCGCUGAAGAACUGGCGCGUGUGGCGCGAGCUCUCGGUCAAGAAGUACGCGGAGGAGUACGAAAGGCUGAACGUGCACUUUGACGAGUAUACGGGCGAGAGCCAGGUCGGUCAGGAGGGGAUGCGCAAGGCGAUUACACAGCUGGAGGCGGCGGGGAUUGUUGAGGAGAGUCAGGGGGCGCGGAUUGUGGAUUUGGAGAAGUAUAAGCUCGGCAAGGCUAUCGUGCGCAAGAAGGACGGCACCUCCAUCUACCUCACGCGCGACAUCGGCGCGGCAAUCGAGCGCUACGAGAAGUACAAGUUCGACAAGAUGAUCUACGUCAUCUCCUCGCAGCAGGACCUGCACGUCGGCCAGUUCUUCAAGAUCCUCAAGCUCAUGGGCCUCGAGUGGGCCGACCGGCUCGAGCUCGUCAACUACGGGCUCGUGCAGGGCAUGAGCACGCGCCGCGGGACGGUCGUGUUCCUCGACCAGAUUAUCAGGGAGACGAGCAGCAUCAUGCACGAUGUUAUGAGGAAGAACGAGGCGAAGUAUAGCCAGGUCGAGGAUCCGGAACGGACGUCGCUCGAGGUGGGUCUGAGCGGGAUUAAGAUCCAGGAUAUGACGGCGAAGAGGAUAAACAACUACACGUUCAGCUGGGACCGCAUGACCUCCUUCGAAGGCGACACGGGGCCCUACCUGCAAUACGCCCACGUCCGCCUCUGCUCCCUAACCCGCAAAAACCCCGAACUCCUGCCCCUUCCCCCUCCAUCCUCCAUCAAAGCCGAGCUCCUGCAGCAAGACAAGGGCGCGCGCGACAUCGUCAUGCUCCUCGGCUCGUACCCCGACGUCAUAAAGACCACGCUCAAAAACGGCGAGCCGAGCACGAUCGUCACGUUCCUCUUUAAAUUGGCGCAUGCGAUUAGUAGCGCGUGGGAGACGGUUAUUAUUAAGGGCGAGAGCGACGUCGAGAAGCAGAGGGCGCGGAUGUGGAUGUAUUUGUGUGCGCGGGAUACGCUGGGCGCGGCGAUGAGGCUGUUGAGUAUUAGGCCGUUGGAGAGGAUGUGA